UAUUUUACAACUUACAAGCCAGAUUUUUUUCGAAAACUUUGUGAAAUUCGAUGCUUUUAAUUACACAAUGCUUGGGACAAUUCAAAUAACGGGAGAGGACUUGAACGACGUUGAAAUCAAUGAUAUUUGUAAUUCUUUGAGCAACGGUUCUGUUCGCCUGUUAUCUCUGAGAGGAUGUCAUAUGGACGAUGCUAGUUUCAAACGUAUUUCAGAAUCGUUAAAGACAAAUGCUUCUUUAGCACAAUUGAACUUCAGUUUGGGAGUUUUGAGCAACAAGCAGAGAGUUAAGUGGUUGUCUGACGCUCUAAAACACAACACAAAUUUGUCAUCCUUACUCCUUCAUGGCAAUAGCCUGAGUGAUGAUGGCAUCAAAUACUUGGUCAAAGCAUUGCAAGUUCACCCUAAGAUAUCUUCUCUGGAUGUUGGUGAUUGCAACCUAACAGAUGAUGGCCUACAACAAGUAUGCAUGUUGCUGCCUCCAGAGGAAGGGAAAACAUGCUUACACACUUUAACAUUAACCGGUAACAAGAACAUUACCCAAAUGGGCUGGUCUUACCUGGCGAUUGCAAUUGCAGCAAGUUCACAAUUACGGAACCUUUACCUCGACUAUAACAAAAUUGGGAAUUAUGGGACAGGGGUGUUGGCUGUUGCCAUGGCAGCAAGCGAAACUUUAGAGAAGGUGGACUUGGAAGGGUGUGGGAUCUCCGAGUCUGGGGCAGAACUAUUGUUCGAUGUUGUUGCAAAUUAUCCUACAUCGUUGAAAGAAAUCAAUUUGGCUGAUAACAAUGUUAGCGAGGAGCUGCAGGAGCAAAUAAGGUUGUGUUUGACUGAUGAAGAAAUUAAGGAUGAAAAUGAUGAGAAUCACACGUCAACAUAACCUUUUUUGGAAGUCUUGAUUCUUUGGCAUUUCAUUACCU
Molecule: messenger RNA, 917 nt
Organism: Dendronephthya gigantea
Lineage: Eukaryota; Metazoa; Cnidaria; Anthozoa; Malacalcyonacea; Nephtheidae
Product: leucine-rich repeat-containing protein 73-like
Exons: 2
Coding region: 68-877 (269 amino acids)
Molecular function (GO): protein binding
Source: RefSeq, a predicted model, not a curated record